Messenger RNA from Vombatus ursinus (common wombat), 1407 nucleotides. Its product is annotated as alpha-1,3-mannosyl-glycoprotein 4-beta-N-acetylglucosaminyltransferase-like protein MGAT4E. Gene Ontology annotation, molecular function: acetylglucosaminyltransferase activity. Bases 1 to 1407 code for a protein of 468 amino acids. The record is from RefSeq and is a predicted model, not a curated record. The transcript is spliced from 3 exons. Gene Ontology annotation, biological process: protein N-linked glycosylation. NCBI's taxonomy places the organism in Eukaryota, Metazoa, Chordata, Mammalia, Diprotodontia, Vombatidae.
AUGCUGGGCAUCAUGCCAUGGUCCUUCAAACACUACACCAUCAUUUUAGCUGGAUCAGGCCUCCUGUGGUUUUUCAUCAGUUUGAGAACCCCAAAGAUAAAUGAAGACAUCUAUCUUCUGGAAACAAAGCGGUCAGUGGAUCAGAAGUUCAGCUCCAAGAGUGAGAAAUACCUUCUGGAAAACUCACAUAAUGUCGCAAGCAGAGUCUCCCAUCUCACCUACCAAUACCUGGCUGGAGCCCUGCCCCUAAAAAAAAAAAUUCUUACUGUGGGGCUGUCCUCAAUGCAGAGUCCUACAGGAAGAUAUCUCAUGAGUACUUUGAGGUCUGUGUUCAGAGUUUCCUCCAAGAAUGAAUUGAAGCACAUCACAGUGCUUGUGCAUCUAGCCGAUUCUGACCCUGAUUGGCUCAACGAGACGGUCAGUACCAUCGUCAGCCACUUCACCCCACAGAUCCUCCGAGGGCAGCUGCUUGUGAUCCACGCCCCAUCUGCAGCAUACCAGCACUUGUGGGCCCAGCCGUACACAGUCUUUAAUUUCUCUGACAUAAAGUCCUUCCAGUCUAAGCAGAUGUUGGAUUAUGCCUUUCUCAUGAGCUUUGCUGCCAACCUCUCUGACUACUUCCUCAUGAUCGAGGACAACAUCUGGUGUACCCGCCACUUUGUCACUACUAUCCUGCAGGAACUAGAAGCCAGAAAGGAUAAACCAUGGACAAUCAUGGAGUCUGCCAACCAUGGCUUAGUUGGCAAGCUUUGCCAUUCCAGGGAUCUCCCCAAGCUGGCAGGUUUCCUCCUCCUUUUCUACCAGGAUGAAUCCCCUGAUUUGCUUCUCUUCCAUUUCCGAAGCCUUCAGGGCCAGCAGGAUCCCAUCCAUUUAAGUGCCUUCCUCUUUUACCAUUUUGACAGCUACUCUUCUUUCUUGCCUCAUGACCUCUACACAUGUGAAAUACCAGACAGUGAGAAGUUUCAAGAGUAUAACUUUGACAUUCCAGAUAACCCACCUGCAUUCAUCUACACUGAUAUGCAGACUCUUCAGAACUAUUUGCCCAAAAAUGUCUAUAGCCUGGAUGAAACAUUCUUUUUGGCUCCAGAUGCUGUGCCUGGACACCAGCUGAUUGUAAUCCUGAAUAAGAAUUCUAAUGUGAUUCGGGUGCAGGUGCUGACAGGUACAGCUGUAGAGAAGCUGCAGAGUUUGGAGGGAAAAGUGGAGUUGGGUUCUAAUCCCACUGGGGAAUCAAAACAUUGUACCAAGUAUACCUUUCUGGGACAGCUGUGGGAUGGGCAGUUGGACUGCAGGGUGAGAUACAGACAGACAGGACACGGUGUGAGCUGUGUGCGACUUGUAGUGACCAGUCCUAAGCCAUGGGUCCUGGUCAGACACAUCAACAUCUGGGUCAAUGAUGACGACUAG